AGAGAGAGAGAGAAGGAGAGAGCGAGAGAGAAGGAGAGAGAGACAGCAGCAGCCUCAGAGGGCGAGCAAGUUUGAACAUGAGAGUGGAGAGAGAGAGACCAGUCACAGAAAGAGAUAGCAAGAGAGGCAAGGCAAGCAGUAUCAAAGCUGGAUGUUCAAAUUUGCAUCGCUGGUGCCCGUUCAGCUAAAGACACGAUUCUUUACUCAUCUAGAGAGGACAACUAGAGAGGCACAUACUGGCCGUCAGAAACAAGUGACUCCUCCAGUCAGAGGCUCCUCCCACUCCUCCAAUCACAGGUAUGCUGCGCUUUGCCCCCCUGCAGGGCAUUCCCACCUUCCUGGGGGACACGCAGGAAGUGAUUUAAGUCGACUGGCCUGUUGCAGGGAUUUUCAGGACAGUGAGCGACUGGUUUCAAGGGGAUCCGGUUUGGAUGUACCCCUGCCUGGAUGUACCUGCAGAUAUUAGGCGUUUUACAACGACAGAAUGGCAAUUGCGUUCCUCUCUAAAACCAAGAGCUACUUUGUAAUUGAUAGAUUGAUAGAGUGAAUAAAGUAUUUCAUGGAUUUGUUGUUGACGUUUCCACUGCAUGCAGCGAGCUCCUCUUCCCCAGCAUAUCCCUGCGUAACCCUCACGGCUGUAUAUAUAUAAGUACUUUGUUUCCAUAGUAACCAUCACUUAGUGAGACUGUAAGAGUUGCCGGAGUUCAGACUGGGCAGACAGCCGUCUCCGGCAGAGAAAAGACCAGAUGUGCCUUCAGCGGCACAGUCACAUCAAAGCGGCAAAUUUGGUGCAUUGAAGAAAUUGGUGGGACUCCUCUGUGCCGAGACCCGCAUUUGUGCGCCUGGGUAAUCCCUUGCCGAUGCGCUCCUGCUAGGUGAGUGAGGCGGUAGCCUGCGGUCAGGGAGCAGCCCCUGAGGGAGAGUAAGGAGGUAAGCGAAAAGGAGCUGCCGCCUUGCACGGCGCUCAGCGCAGCCACUGGCUCCGCCCAUUUAUUAUUUUUUACCUCUGCCAUCCCUGAGGAAUAGCGCAGCGAUACGAAAGGUUAGCGUAACACUGAGGAGGACUGUAGGCUUUAUUAUCUUGUCUCUCUGCCAGCCUCAUUCAGAUCUCGGUUUUUUUUUUUUGAGGUUGAGCACCUGCGUGUUUGGCGCUGUUGGGGAACGGAGGCGUAUCCUGGCGUGUGAGCGACACGUUGGCAUCGUUCGUGAAGGUUAGCUGGCGACAGGGAGCCACGGGGUGCCACAGUGCCACUCAGCGGGGGGUUAGGAGCCGAUUGGACAGGAGCGCCUUGGCCCCGUCGCGUGAUGCUGAGCCACGGAGCAGUGCCCCCGCCGAGCCUCUCCUUCUCCCAGGAGGCUCAUGUGACAUAGUCGCGGCACAACCUGGGGGAGUGCUCACGUCUGCCGGCACACACUGAUGAAUUCCAUUCCCGACCGCGCCAAAGAGUGCCUCCCUCCCAAGAAGAGGGAGUCCAGACAGAGCUUAUGCGAGCAGCGCCCUCCGGACGAAUUUAAGUCUCCCGCACCCCUCAGGAGCCGGCCCGUGGGGGCCAGGCAGACAGAGCCCCAGGGGUAUCCGAAAGGGCCCCUCCCCAGCCCUCAUUAUGGCAAAGGGCUCCUCCAUGUCCCGCCCCCGGCCCCGCCCCCAGACAAGUUUGCCAUACCGUGGCCCCUGCCCAGCCCCACGCCUCUGCCCUUCCACUUCUUCCCCAACCAGACGGGUGAGCGGUGCGGCCCCAAGCUGCACUCGUGGCAAGAGCAGUGCUCCCCGGGCACGGAGGCCCUUGACGGCAGCCUGCACCACUCCCGGUGGCCACGCAGUGAGCCGGCACUGUCCCUGCAUCACCCGGUCAUCUCCGCCCCCUACAAGAGCCACCCUCCCCUGGACUCCAGGGACAUGUGGCCCUACUGCAACGUAGACAAGUUCAAGCAGCACUACUCCCGACACUUACCGUACGCAGACCCCCACCUGGACGGGAGGCGGGCCUUCAUGGUGAGGAAGCACAACGGCCUGGACGCCGCGGGCGGCAGGAGUGCGCCGGCUCUGAGACUACCGGCCGCGGGCAACUAUCUCUACGAUGGCAAGAUCAAGCAGGACGACUCUCACACCAACGGGAAGAGGAGGUACCCAGAGGAGCACAGGCCCUUCAGCCGGCCCGUGACUAAGGAUGGUCGGGCGGCCGACAUGCCUGGUGGACGCUGCUCACCGCAGAACAAGGACUCUUGCGUGACGCCAAAGACGUCUGCUAACACCUUGGAUAAAAGCGCCUUCCCUGGUCUACCUCUGAGGGCCCCCUCUCGGGAAAGCUUUGACCUAACAGGCCCCCCCGGUGCGGCCCAGAUUUACUAUGCCCUGGGACCCAUGCAGACCAGCCUGAUGCCGUCCCCACUAGCCCCUGCCCUGCAGAGUCCCCUGGCCCAGGCCUCCCCCGUCCCAUUCUACGGCCACCCCCCCGGGGAGCCCCACAGCCUGAGGGGCUCACGGCUCUCACCGCUUGUGGAGAACCAGUCGCUGGAAGGGUUCCCUUCAGCUCAGUUCAACAACCACAGGUCUGAUCGAGGGCAGCCCCAGCCAGGGCCGCCGUGCCCGCGCUCGUCGUCUGGGGGGCACCGGUCACACGCCGAUCCAGCCGCUCUGCAGCGCACUCCAUCGCCCGGGUCCUCCCCGGCGCCUCAGCCGGUGGCGUUCCUACCUCACUUCACCAAGGGGUCGCUGAUCGAGCUCAGCGGCGGGCGGCUGCGGCCCGUGGAACAGCUGCAGACCGAGGACUUCAUGCUCUGCGCCAGCAGCAGCCCGGACUUGCACCUGUGCUUCUGCACCGUCCUACUCAUCGCCCCCUGCAGCACAAACCCAGGCUUCUACAACCUACAGCUCCUGCUGGCUGACCGCAACACUCAGGAGUUACUCAGAGUCUUAGCCGAAUACCCCUUCUUCGUCCGGGACCGAGGCUGGUCUUCCUGCAGCCCUCAGAGAACUGCGCAGCUGUACGGCCUCACGUGCCGCCAGCUCAGCGUAGACGACGUCUGCCUGGCCCUCACGCCAGUCCCAUCAGCCCCAGCAUCUGCCUCAGCGUCGCGUGCCAGCGUCCCUGCACUGGAGCUGGCAGUCACGACCCGGUGUACGAACGCCAAGGAAGGAGCCAAGUCCGGCCAGCAGAGACCUGCGACGACGCCCCCCCCUCUGCCGGCUCCGGAACUCUCUCGCGACCUCGCCCAGCCUCCCAGGCAAGCGGAGCCGGCUCGAAAGCGGCACUGCUCAGCCCCCGAGCUCCUGCCGGGAUACGCCCCCCGGUAUCUCCCUGCCGUGUCUAAACGUGGAGGGCAGCAGUAGCCGGUAACCGCUUCCUGCCACCCCCCCUGCCCCCCACCCCCCCCCAUCUGCUGUGGAACACGAUCGUCCGCUGAGCAGCUGGGAGGAGAGAGGAGAACAGCGAAUAUUCAGCGACAGCGCUCCUGCAGCUGGCGAGGUGGCAGGCAUGUGACCACAGAGCUUUCGCUGCUUCCUGGGAACGCCGAGAAAGCAGACAGUCCCUUCUACUUAUCACAUGUCACCUGGACAUAUCAGGGAUCAUCGAGGAAGGUCAUACGAAAAAAAAAUCUAAUGCACAAGUCAAGACAGACAAUCAGACUAUAUACUCAGUGUGUUUACUUUGUUUUUGUAACCGUUGUCUCUUGCCUAUUGAAAGUGUUUACUGCAGGAUUUAUAUAUUACAGGUAUUAUAUAAAUGCUAAUUGCUAAAGCUACAAGUCUUGCGACCUCUUUGAUAGUCACUUUCGUUUCUACGCUUCGAGGCAAACUAACAGGCUGUUGUUGGAGGCAGUUAUGGCGAAAGUAUCCCCCGCGCCGGGGGUCACGCUCCUCGGCUAAGCAUUACCCGCCAGUGUGUUUUGACCUUUUUUUUCCCAGUAGGGAAAAAAAAAACACUAACAGAAUUGCGUAAGAGACAAUCCCGGCCCACGCAGAGUCUGAGCAGGACAGGCUCUCUGGAGCAGCCCCCACACGUUCGCCGGUGUUAACACAGCAUGUGCAGAGUCUUGGUGCUAAUGAUGGAACACAAAGCUUUGUGAGCACUGACCCCCCCCCCCUCCACCCCUCCCCCGUGCUUUAUUUGUGUUUGUUUAUAUAUGUUUGAAUGCAGGGAUAACAAAGGAAAGUAUUAUGACUUCUCAUACGGGUAUCUCUUAAUGAUCAAACCACAUGCUCUGUUUAUUUUAUUUUUUUUUUGAUUGACUGAUUGAAAAGAUUAUUUUGUUGUUAUUUUUUGUAAAUGUAAUAGUCAUACAAUUGUAUAUUUUUAUGGUGGAUCUGUAAUACAAUGUUCCAUAGGUAUAAAGAAAGCUUUAUAAAAUAAAAAACAUAUAUAUUAAAGUAUGACGGUCUUUUCUUAUAUAUUUCAUAACGCGAUCAUUUUUGUCAUGCACGAUCACCAACGGACACAAUCUGAAUUGCUCAGAUAACCGCUGACUACAAAUGAACACACCGCACAACCUGAACAACUUGGCAGAUGCGAAAAAAGAUGUAGUUGCUAUAUCAGUGCUCAGCCACAAGAGGGCCACCGUAUUCUACUAAUGUAUGGUUCACAGUUAAAAUCACACACCUGCCAUAAACUCAAGCACGCAUCCAUCCAUCCAUUUUCUAUACUUGCUUGUCCUAUGGAGGGUCGAGAGGUAAGGAAUAAAUACAGUUUGAAAGAUACAGU
Molecule: messenger RNA, 4700 nt
Organism: Paramormyrops kingsleyae
Lineage: Eukaryota; Metazoa; Chordata; Actinopteri; Osteoglossiformes; Mormyridae
Biological process (GO): nervous system development; negative regulation of transcription by RNA polymerase II
Cellular component (GO): nucleus
Molecular function (GO): protein binding; RNA binding
Source: RefSeq, a predicted model, not a curated record